This is a messenger RNA of Olea europaea var. sylvestris, 2656 nucleotides long. RefSeq names its product BEL1-like homeodomain protein 4. Bases 415 to 2034 code for a protein of 539 amino acids. NCBI's taxonomy places the organism in Eukaryota, Viridiplantae, Streptophyta, Magnoliopsida, Lamiales, Oleaceae. The record is from RefSeq and is a predicted model, not a curated record. Gene Ontology annotation, biological process: regulation of transcription by RNA polymerase II. Gene Ontology annotation, molecular function: DNA-binding transcription factor activity, RNA polymerase II-specific; RNA polymerase II cis-regulatory region sequence-specific DNA binding. The transcript has 5 exons.
AAGUGAAGUGAGGGAGUAAACAAGAAGAGGGUGACCCUUUUCUCAUCUCCUUUCAUUAUCUCAUCUCCUGGCUGCUUCUUGGUGUCUGGUCGAAAAAACAGUACCAAAGAUUCCAUAACCAAAUUUGAAACCACGCACAAGCACACAGAUCAAUAUAUUCAGCAAGGAAACUUCUCUAUCACACACAGAGAAAAUGAUGGUUCUGAGGGAUUAGAUUCAAUCUUGCUUCUUUAAGCAGGUUCAAGGCUAGAACUGUUUCAAACAAGGUCACGCUGGAUAAUUUUCCAUUGAAGAAGUAAUUUUCUUACCUACUUUACUCCUGUUUUUCAAUCUGAAAAGGGAGAAAACAGACUCUCCGAAGGCAAAGAAUCCCUGAGUUUCAUACUGAGAAAAUCUUAAAUUCCAGGAAAAUCCAUGUCCCAAAGCUUCCAACAAGAUAUAUACAAUAUUUCAAAUGCAUACGAAAGAUCUGUGACAGCCAAACAAAGCGAUUGGAAUAGCGAAAAAGAAAUGUUUAGAGUGCAAGAUUUUGAGAAAGUGGAUUUAUCUGGGCAGCCACCAGUGUAUGAUACCGGAGGGAUGCUGACUGAGAUCAUAAACUUGCCAUGGCGAAAACCUUCUAAUGAAAUUUUGGAUGAUCAGAUGCAGAUCCAGUCAAGUUAUAAUCGAUGGCUGCAAAAACAGCAAAUUCCUGCAGAAGUUCAUGAGGCUGAGCUUCCUUUUAUGAUUCCACAUGUUAAAGCAUCUUCUCCUCCUAUAUCUUCUUCAAUCCAGAAGUUACUUCCAAACUCAUCAGACUUUUCUCUUCAAGGAUUUCCCUUGGUUGAUAUGGACCUUCCACCUCAAUCUACUUGGAUAACUAGCAGCAGCGAUGGAGAUGAUACUACCACGAAAAUCCGAAGUAUGAUCGAGGGACAAGGACUUUCUUUAUCAUUGUCUUCGUGGAGGAAGUUCGAGGAUUUAAGGAUGGAAAAUGGUGGGAUUUACUUCCAUAAUCAAGGAAUAGGAACUUAUUCAAGUAAUCCUUAUGAUCUAAAGAAUCUUGGGCUUAAUCUGCCACGGGAUCAAAUUCAUUUUGGAUAUACAGCAUCUCCAAGAAUAAUAAAUGACUUGAAGAAUUCUAAAUAUUUGAGAUCUGCUCAAGAAUUGUUGGAAGAAUUCUGCUCUGUUGGGAGAGGGCAAUUCAAGAAUCAAAAAGUGAAAAAGCAAGAUAGAAACCCUAAUUCUCUUUUGAAUUUUGGCAGCCGGGGUGGUGCUGGGGCCUCAUCCUCGAAGGAGCGCCACCCUUUAUCUCAAGCAGGAAGGGCUGACUACCAGAGGAAAAAAGUCAAGCUAUUAUCAAUGCUUGAUGAGAUAGAUGGAAGAUACACACAAUACUGUGAACAAAUGCGAGCAAUGUUGAAUUCCUUUGACUUGGUAAUUGGAAAUGGGGCAGCAGCGCCAUACACAGUACUAGCCCAUAAGGAAAUGUCUCGGCAUAUCCGGCGAACAAAGGAUGCAAUAAUUGAGCAGCUUAAGCAGACUUGUGAGAUUCUUGGGGAAAGUGAUGUUACAAUUAGUACUGGGUUGACAAAGGCAGAGACCCCAAAGCUUAAGCUGCUUGAACAAAAGUUCAGACAGCAAAAAUCCCUUCAUCACAUGGGAAUGCUGGAUCCUGAAGCCUGGAGGCCCCAGAGAGGAUUGCCUGAACGUUCUAUUAACAUUUUGAGAGCCUGGCUUUUCGAGCAUUUUCUCAAUCCGUAUCCAAGUGAAGCAGACAAGCUUUUGUUGUCAAGGCAGACUGGUUUAUCCAAAACUCAGGUACUCGUUGCAUCUUUUCGUAUCAAAAUUGAUACGUCAUAUCUCUUGAAAGGGAAACUGAAAAUAACUUUGCUACACAACGAACUUCUGCCAUUUUUUUAUUUUUUAUUUUUUUUUAGUAUUUUACUUUCCUGGGGAAUAAUAAACUUUUCCCCAGAGGGAUUAGAAAAUGAAGGCAGUUGCUUUUGGAUGCUUUUAAUCAAGUAUUCAAUUUAUGACUUCAUUUUUUGCUAAUAAUUUGGAUGAUAUUGCAAUUUAUAAUGUAGUUGCAUGCUUAGAUUGAGAAAUGAAUAUGUGGUGAUUAAGAUACAUGAACCCCUAACAAUUUAGAAAAUUAGGGGAAAACAUAGAGUCGAGGUAAGAGAGUAAGAGUAAUUGACAAAUAAGUUUUGCUUGAGAAAGAAAAUAAAUAAAUUUCGUUGAACAAUCUUUUCCGAAGAUUAGACCCUCUAUAAAAUUAGUUGUACAUUUUGGGUAUAAGGAUAAGUAAUUGCAUUUUUUUUUCCUUUUCAAUAUAGUGAUAAAAUAUAUGAUAAGUAUUGCGAUCAAUGAUUAUAAUCCAUUAAGUUCUUAAAAUUGGCCAACAUGACCAACAAGAAGAUCUUUCAUUAGUACAAAAAUGAUUCAGCAGGCUCUUACUUUAGUACAAUCAUCUUGUUUAAUAAGAUAUAAAGUAUUUUUUUGUGAUCACAUGUGACUUUAGAGCGAAUUAUCAUGAGGGUGAUAAUUUUAUAUGUAUAUGGAUAUAUUUGUCUGUCUGAUAAUGCUAGUGUGACUUCAAAAUAUUUCUAGGAGAAUAGAAAUAAAAUUGAAAUUGUGUGUUUUCAUAUUAUUUGAACACUACUCGAGUGAUUUC